Molecule: messenger RNA, 801 nt
Organism: Caenorhabditis remanei
Lineage: Eukaryota; Metazoa; Nematoda; Chromadorea; Rhabditida; Rhabditidae
Exons: 3
Coding region: 1-801 (266 amino acids)
Source: RefSeq, a predicted model, not a curated record
AUGCAAGAAAUUGUUGAUAGCUGGGCUCCCAGAGUGACUGACAUGGAGUUAUGGGACAAUUGGAAUAUCACGGAGAGCACGAUCCCUUCUCAGGAAGUCGAGUGUGAUGAGGACUCCAAUCAGAAUUGGAUGAGUUUAUUUAAAAAUCCGAAACUUCGAUUGGAGACUUUGAUGCUUAACUGUUGGACAAGGAAUAAGCUCCGAUUUCUUGAACGAAACUGUUUCAAUCAUAAGAUUCACGUCAAAAAAUUCAAAAUGCGAGCCUUUUGCUCUAUCACAUCGACUUUUUUGAAUAUGUUGGACCGUGAAACGUUGGAAGAAGUUUCACUUCCCAUCACAAGAGAAUCUGUCGAAAAAUUGGAUGAAUUUUUGUGCUCUGACCACCUGAAGGAUAUCAAAAUGCUCAAUAUCUCAACCGACUUGUGCCCAAGUGAAUUGCCGUUGAUAAACUUCUUCCAGAAUCUUCCAAGAUUGACCAUUGAAUUCGUAGGAAAAGGUGUUGAAGGAAGAUGGGAUGAUUUUAAAGAUCGUUUUAUCAAAAAAUUGGCUGAUUUUAUCAAGUACUUUCUGAACUCCACGCAACUGCAAUUCUGUCAUUUGACCGGACGAUUCUCGCUCGACAUGGAAAGUAUCAUGAUAGAAUUGCAGUCACGAGAGAUUAUGGUCCCAGGUUUCCCGGAUGUUCGACGUUACCCAAUUCUUGGAUCCAACGAAUUCUACGAAAUCGAAUUCAACGGCGGCGGCUACGGCGGCUACGGCAUCUUGCACGGCUUCGAGAUUCAAAUUAAAAGAAAGCAAUAA